UUAGGUUUCUUGGCUCCUCUUACUGCUGUGUGGGCUCACUUCACCCCCUCUUUUUUGAAUGUUUUUACACCUAUAGAAGUUGUGAUAUUUCUCUUAAGCUCUUCCUCCUAGACACUUAAACCUGGGUCUUUCAGACAAUCUAGCUCUUUGGUUUUUUCCCCUCUCCUUCAACUCUACAACAUGAGCAUGGAUCCAGUUAGUCCCCAAAGCCUGCCUUGCCCAGAAACAUCCAAUUCUGGAGAGUCUUCGCCAAUGCCUGAGGUUUAUGAAUCUGAAGAAAAUUAUCCAUCCUUGCUUCAGCCCUCCGCUGAGAUGCCCCACAUGGAGAAUGUCUCUCCUCUUCCUUCCUCCAUGGAUCUGCUUAUUCAGGACAGCCCUGAUUCUGCCACCAGUCCCAGAGUCAAACUCCUCUCCACUUCUGGAGAGAACAACACAGGGAAGAGGGAAGAUAGGGUCCCGGUCAAGAAACAGAAGAGCAGAACUGUGUUCUCACAGACCCAGCUGUGUGUGCUCAAUGACAGAUUUCAAAGACAGAAAUACCUCAGCCUUCAGCAGAUGCAAGAACUUUCCAGUCUCCUGAACCUCAGUUACAAACAGGUAAAGACCUGGUUCCAAAAUCAGAGAAUGAAAUGUAAGAGGUGGCAGAGGAGCAGCUGGCCAAAGAGCGGUGUGACUCAGCUCUCGGCACCUACAGACUACACCAGUCUCUAUUCCUAUCACCAGGGUUGCCUGAUGAACGCUCCUGAAAGCCUUCCAAUAUGGAGCAACCAGACCUGGAGUAACCCACCUUGGGGCAGCCAGCCCUGGAGCCACCAGCCCUGGUGUGCUCAGCCUUGGAACAACCAGAGCUGGAACCAUCAGACCUGGAACAGUUCAUUCCUCAGCUCUGGGGAGGACCCCCUGCCACCCUUGCUCCAGCUCCAACAAAAUUUCUCUCUCAGGGCCUCCCCGGUGGCUGAUUUGGAGGCCACCUUGGAAAUUUGUGGGGAAAACCAUAACAUUAUACAGCCACCCACUAAGUAUUUUAGUACCCAGCAAAUCAUGGAUUUAUUCCCGAAUUAUUCCAUGAAUGCACAGUCUGAAGAUGUGUGAA
Molecule: messenger RNA, 1093 nt
Organism: Talpa occidentalis (Iberian mole)
Lineage: Eukaryota; Metazoa; Chordata; Mammalia; Eulipotyphla; Talpidae
Product: homeobox protein NANOG-like
Exons: 2
Coding region: 181-1092 (303 amino acids)
Biological process (GO): regulation of transcription by RNA polymerase II
Molecular function (GO): DNA-binding transcription factor activity, RNA polymerase II-specific; RNA polymerase II cis-regulatory region sequence-specific DNA binding
Source: RefSeq, a predicted model, not a curated record